Molecule: messenger RNA, 2199 nt
Organism: Haemonchus placei
Lineage: Eukaryota; Metazoa; Nematoda; Chromadorea; Rhabditida; Trichostrongylidae
Source: the annotation of a GenBank genome assembly
AUGAGCGCGUCACCGAACCUCAAAUGUGGUUUAUGCAAUGAUUUUCUCGUCAACGCCGUCACUGUGGCUGGAUGUAUGCACAGCUUCUGUGAAGAAUGUCUUCUGAAAAAUCUGUCGGUCUCGGGUAUUUGUCCAACGAAGGGAUGUAAGAAAAAUGUGGACAAGAAUGGAUAUCGUCGUGAUUCCACUUUACAAAUGCUCGUCUACAAAUUCAUGCCUCAAAUGUUUUUCGAAAACGCAGAGAAAAGUAGCAAGGGAAAUUCUGAUGUCAACAACAGAAAAACGCAAAGAGAAUUGGCUCAAGCAAGCAGUGAAAUAUGUGAUCCUGAAGAGCUGUUGUCUAUUUGUUUGGAAUUUGUACCGGCACCGGUUGUGGCAAAACCGGACGAGAUGCGCGAAUAUCGUGAAGUUCAGCAGUCAUUUCGACGCUUUUUCCGAUGCGCUGCGAAGGUGCCGAUUCGUAUUGUGCGCCGCCUACUCGAGACAAAACUAUUCCUCACAGAUCAAUUCAGCGUUCAUUUUAUUUCUGAUAGGGAUUUCCAGGACAUCCCCGAUGAUGUUACUCUGCGUACAUUAGUGUUGGAAGGUGGCUUCGAUCGAACGAGACCCUUUCGCUUGUUCUUCACUCUUAUUCCGACCGUGAAUGAUGAUGCGCCACCAGUUCUAGACGCGGAAACAAUGCCCUGUCUCAUGCCGGAGGCGCCCGUUCAUCAAGAAGCCCCGUCAACGCUUCAACCACCCGGUCAACUUCAACCUGUCCAGCUCGUCUCUCCAGUAGUUCCAGCGCUAACCGUCAGCCUUUCUACGGAUAUCUAUGGUCAUUCGGCUCCAAUUAUAACUCCACAAAGCGCUCCGCGUAAACGCCGAAAACUGAGCGAUCCAAAGAAAAGUCCCACUGAGAAGUCGCCAGCAGCAGUGGCUCAUCCAACACCAUUGGCGCCGAAUAUGCUCGUAGGUCCCCUCAUUCGGCCGAUGUUCAUCGCACAGCCACCGUUUAUUCACCGUUCGCCUCCUAAUAUGCAUAUUUCGAUGCCGUACCCUCAACCAGCACAGAAUGCAAACCCUAUGGAGAGUUCAUCAACGAGGCAGUGUACUCCCGUCAAUAGGGAUAACAGCGUCGACCAGCCUCCACAACUGCAACGAGAGGAUCCUGUGGUCUCGGUUGUUCCGCCUCCAACAAUGGAACCAUCAUCUUCUUCAUUUAAUAACAUUCAGAGGAGUCUGAACCCUCAAAUCCCUCAAGCAGUGCCGCAGGCAGUGCCUCCACGAUUGGAGCCCAGUCACCAGGUCGUACCACUUCCGCCAUCACAACCUCCACCUCCACCAUUACCGAGAAAUGUGGGAUUAUCACAGCCACAUCCGAGUUCUCAACCUAAUGAAGGUCCUCAUAAGGCUCCAAAGGUAGAGAAGUUUACAAAACCGAAACCUCCACCACUCCCUGAAGCUCCGCCAAAGUCAGUGGAGUCACGUCCAAUUCAUAAAGUGGAAACUUCAAUUUAUGAACCUCAACCAACAUCAUCAUAUCCUCCUUAUAUUAACGGUGCUGCUAAAAGUUCAGAGCCUCCACCCAAUCAUGAAGUGUUGGCAGGUCCUCCGAGACAACAGCCCCCAGAAAAGAUUCAGUCACCAAGAGUGAAUUCAUCACAGAAUGGCUUUGUUAACAGUGGACCGCCUAAAACGAAGCCAAAUAACACACCAGCGCUACCGAUCGCACCUGAUCAGCUACGACCCAUGCAAACGGUUUUACCACCACCGCUGAGCGGUGAUGUUCGAUCGAUGCCAAUUCUCCCACGCAAACUGGAAGAAAUAUCACCAGCUUCGGCUCCAACUACAUUAGAUCUGAGGAUGGAUAUGGCAUCUGCUGCUGUAAGAAUGGUGAAUGCCUCCAUUACGCAGCCUGAUCCUGUUCUGCCACCGGCGCCUACUUUCACAAACGCGACUACGGUGACAGGACCCAUGGAUUUUCGACGUAUGGCAACGCUGAAUAAACAGUCGCUCGGCCGCACGUUGCAGGCGGUUCUGUCAAGUGGACGAGCAGACGUCACAAAGAAUACCGCUGCGCCGGUUGGUGUGGGUAUAGGCGACGUCUCCACUGGUGGUGCGCUUUUGGACACAAAAUCGUUACCACAUAACGGCAAAAUUACAAAGGAACCUACAGUUGAUAUCCAUUUUCCUAACUCGAAGUCGGUGUCUACUUAA